Pogona vitticeps (central bearded dragon) is the source of this 1566-nucleotide messenger RNA. RefSeq names its product R-spondin 2 (gene RSPO2). The record is from RefSeq and is a predicted model, not a curated record. Lineage: Eukaryota; Metazoa; Chordata; Lepidosauria; Squamata; Agamidae.
CUCCUUCCCUCUGCCUGCCUGUCACCUGGGCUCCUCCAAGGGCGCCUCUCACUCCCCGGCGUUCCCAUCGGCGACUGACCCUCCCUUUGCCUUUGGCUGCUCCAGUGAAUCUUCCCCAAGCCUGUAGCUGAAGGAUGCGGUUUCGCCUGUUCUCCUUUGCUUUGAUCGUCCUCAACUGUAUGGAUUACAGUCACUCCCAAGGUGGCCGCUGGAGACGCAGCAAGAGAGCCAACUAUGGGCCGAAUCCAGUUUGCAAAGGUUGUUUGUCAUGCUCAAAAGACAACGGAUGCAUCCGAUGUCAGCAUAAGUUGUUCUUCUUUCUACGAAGAGAAGGCAUGAGACAGUAUGGAGAAUGCUUGAAUUCUUGCCCAUCGGGAUACUAUGGUCUCCGAGCCCCAGACAUGAACAGAUGCUCAAGAUGCAGAAUAGAGAACUGUGAUUCUUGCUUUAGUCGAGAUUUUUGCACCAAGUGCAAACCUGGGUUUUAUCUCUAUCGAGGCCGUUGUUAUGGAGAAUGCCCUGAUGGCUUCACAUCUUUAGAGGAGACUAUGGAAUGUGUAGAAGGCUGCGAAGUGGGCCCAUGGAGCGAGUGGGGAGCUUGCAGCAGGAAUAACAAGACAUGUGGAUUUAAAUGGGGUUUGGAAACGAGAACAAGGCAAAUUGUGAAAAAGCCAGCGAAGGACACAAUACCAUGCCCAACCAUAGCAGAAUCUAGAAGAUGUAAAAUGGCUCUGAGGCACUGUCCAGGAGGGAGGAGACCACCAAAAGCCAAGGACAAGAAAAAGAAGAAAAAGAAUUUAAUGGAAAGAGCACAGAAGCAACACAGCCUCUUCCUAGCUACAGACCGAGCUAGUCAAUAAGGACUUCCGUUGUCUGCAUCUAUACAUGUGGCGUUUUUUUUUUCAUCCUUUUGUGAAAUGCACAGAAGCUGCUACCUGCUCCUGCACACGGAUGCACUGCAAUUCAACUGCUUGGUUGCAAAUAACUUUUUUUUAAAAAAAUUGGGGGUUGAGAAUGUCCACAAGCUUGUUUAUGUGUGUUAUUUAUACUUUUAUUCUUAUUUGUUGUUCUUAUUGUUGUCAUUGUUUCCCCAGACCUGGAGGUUUCCAGGGGCAGCAGAAACACACUGAGUUGAAUCAGUGAAUUUGUGUCAAAAAGAAAGUAAGAAAGCAUUUUUAAAUAUAUAUAUUUAGUUUAGUUUAGCUUUUGUUUUUGCUCAGUGCCUGUAAGAUGAAAGCAGCCAACUUCUCAUCCUGGACUGUUGCCCUGAGGCUGCCAGUCGCCAUUAGGUAACAGACAUGUGCAUAUUUAUAUAAAGAAAGGAAGUUGGGGAGUUAGGAUUGCAUUUAUGGCCUUUGUUUCUCGCAUUGUAAAUUUUCAAGAGUAAAUAACACUAAGCAGAUACUCAUAGAUAAAGUACUUUGCCCUCAGCACCUGUUAUAUCGGAAUGAUUGUAUAGUCAAACUGCUCUAGACUGAUAUAUUGCAGGCAUUGCUGCUUAGUCUUUCAGGAACACAGCAGUACCCAUGUGUAGAUAUAUUGCUGUCUACAUAUAAAUAAACCUAU